AUGAACAGUUCUUUUUUUCUAUCAAGAAUUGAAUUCGGUGAUUGUUCCAAACAAUGGAAUCCCAUCCAACUUCAUCAUCAAUCAAAAGCGCAUAUGUAUCAAGAUGAUAAUCCUACGUUCAUUGAGACUCUAACGAUAUUCGUUAUUCGUCCAUUAAAUGAAGACAUCAACAAAAGAUCUAGAUAA
Messenger RNA from Clunio marinus, 186 nucleotides. The record is from the annotation of a GenBank genome assembly. Lineage: Eukaryota; Metazoa; Arthropoda; Insecta; Diptera; Chironomidae.